AGCCCUUCUGCCCUCCGGAGGCGCCUUUCCCAACGUAAAGUACAAUUUUAAAUUUCAGCUCCUGACUAAAAUCAUGAUCCGCAGUCAACUGCUAGAGAAUCUGGGCACCCCGGUGCCUCUGGAGCGUGCAGCGGGUGUGGGCAAGGGCAGGGGGAGUGGGCGAAGCUGCUGGUUGGUGCCUGAAAUCUGUGCGUUGCCCCUUUAAUUGUGUCCCCAGCCCUCGGGCGUUUCUGUCCAACGCCCACGUCAGCAAAUACCUUUUGUUUCUCUCACGUUGGGGCUACUUGUUUUAGGGCGCAAAGGAACGGCCUCGAAAGGGGGUCCUUCCCCAACCGAGAACCAGGAAUCUUCCCUCGGCCCGCGCGCGCGACCGGCCGGUGCGCCGCGGCCCGCGGACAAUCCUCCAAACACAGACUGUUUGACUUAGAAUCUUCCCUUUUUACUCCAUUCAAGAGCAGCAUUCACAAAUUUCCAGGCUCUCACUGUGUUAUCCAGGCUGGAGUGCAGUGGCUAUUUACAGGUGUGAUCAUAGCGCGCUACAGCCUCUAACUCCUGGAUUCAAGCGAUCCUGCUGCCUCAGCAUUUCAAAAUGGAGAUCUCCUCUCAUCAGUCUCACCUCCUGCAGCAACUGAACGAGCAGCGCAGGCAAGAUGUAUUUUGUGACUGCAGUAUUCUAGUUGAAGGGAAGGUCUUCAAAGCACAUCGAAAUGUAUUAUUUGCUAGUAGCGGCUACUUUAAAAUGCUUCUUUCUCAGAAUUCAAAGGAGACAAGUCAGCCAACCACAGCUACAUUUCAGGCUUUCUCCCCUGACACUUUUACAGUUAUCUUGGACUUCGUAUAUUCUGGCAAACUGUCUCUUACUGGUCAGAAUGUCAUAGAAGUGAUGUCGGCUGCUAGCUUCCUUCAGAUGACUGAUGUCAUAAGUGUAUGUAAGACUUUUAUUAAAUCUUCCUUAGACAUUAGUGAGAAAGAAAAAGAUCGCUAUUUCAGUCUCUCAGAUAAAGAUGCCAAUUCUAAUGGUGUAGAACGUUCCUCUUUUUAUAGUGGUGGCUGGCAAGAAGGAAGCAGUUCUCCACGUUCUCACCUAAGCCCAGAGCAAGGAACAGGUAUAAUAAGUGGAAAAUCUUGGAAUAAGUAUAAUUAUCAUCCAGCCUCCCAGAAGAAUACUCAACAACCCUUGGCCAAGCAUGAACCAAGGAAAGAGUCCAUUAAAAAGACCAAACAUUUAAGAUUGUCACAGCCUUCUGAAGUUACUCAUUAUAAGUCAAGCAAACGAGAAGUACGAACAUCUGAUUCUUCCAGCCAUGCUUCCCAGUCUGAAGAACAAGCACAGAUUGAUGCUGAAAUGGACUCUACUCCUGUUGGCUAUCAGUACGGUCAAGGAUCUGAUGUCACAUCUAAAAGUUUUCCAGAUGAUCUGCCUCGGAUGCGAUUCAAGUGCCCGUACUGCACACAUGUGGUGAAGCGGAAGGCAGACCUAAAGCGCCACCUUCGUUGUCAUACAGGAGAAAGGCCCUAUCCAUGUCAAGCUUGCGGAAAAAGAUUUAGCAGGCUAGACCAUCUAAGUAGCCAUUUUCGAACAAUUCACCAGGCAUGUAAACUCAUCUGCAGAAAAUGUAAACGUCAUGUGACAGAUCUAACAGGGCAAGUGGUACAGGAGGGAACCAGGCGCUACAGACUGUGUAAUGAGUGUCUUGCAGAAUUUGGCAUAGACAGCCUCCCCAUUGACUUGGAAGCUGAACAACAUCUUAUGUCCCCAUCAGAUGGAGAUAAGGAUUCCAGAUGGCACUUGAGUGAAGAUGAGAAUAGAUCCUAUGUGGAGAUUGUAGAAGAUGGGUCUGCUGAUCUGGUCAUCCAACAGGUUGAUGAUAGUGAAGAAGAAGAAGAAAAAGAAAUUAAGCCCAACAUUAGGUAGCUGUAAUGUGAACCAACAGAGCUGGCAUGUCUGCAAUUUACAUUGACUUCCUGUAUCUCUCUCUUUCUGUGGUCAGAGUCUAGUUAACAAAUUUAUCACACUGACUUUAAAGAAAUGAUCUGAUAUAACUUGCAUGCUUUCUGAACAGGCCAUUGUAUCCAUUCUGAACUUUGUUGCCCUAAAAUGUGUUGCUGCACUGGAAAGAAAGAACUAGCUUGAAGUUGGCAUGAUGGAUGAACAAUUAUCCUCUUACUUUCAUUACAAUCCUCUUACUUUAUUACAGAGAUACCCUUUUUCUUUUAAUAUUGGAGGAUCUACUUAGCAAACUUUUUUCAAAGAAAAUACUUUAAAUAAAUUCACCACAACCAAA
Pongo pygmaeus (Bornean orangutan) is the source of this 2285-nucleotide messenger RNA. RefSeq names its product zinc finger and BTB domain containing 8A (gene ZBTB8A). Gene Ontology annotation, biological process: regulation of transcription by RNA polymerase II. Lineage: Eukaryota; Metazoa; Chordata; Mammalia; Primates; Hominidae. The record is from RefSeq and is a predicted model, not a curated record. Gene Ontology annotation, molecular function: RNA polymerase II cis-regulatory region sequence-specific DNA binding; protein binding; DNA-binding transcription factor activity, RNA polymerase II-specific. The coding region runs from base 590 to 1915 and encodes 441 amino acids. The transcript has 6 exons.